AAGGGAAGUUUGUUUAUGAUUUUCACUACUUGUGAGCCUUGCACGUGCCAAUAUGUGAUACACGGCUAAUUUUUUGAAUAUACAGGUUUUAGCUUAAUGAAUCGAAUUUUUUUUUCGAUAACAUUAUUUGUCAGCACGAUAUCCAUCACAACAGGACUUCUACAUAGAUAUUAUGAGUGAACCGCUUUCCGAGUUUGGCGAAGUUGAGAAACCCGUAUAAAUAGUUAGUUGGGAUGUUAAUAAACAUUUUUUGCAAUUGUGUUCAAAAUUGUAUGAUAUAAAGAUCGGUUGUUUUAUCCAGACGUACCGUGACAUUGUUUCAAGAAGUACUGAGACGCCACAAUAUGUCGUCGAGCAUCUUGAGCCAACUGUGUAUGGGCAUUUCGCUUAAAAGAAAAGUGCCAGAAUCAGAAAGCCAGCCAAGGAAGCCUGUCGAAGUCUGUACAAAUACCAAAGAGUUGGACCCUCGUAGGCUAAAAGCGAAACCCGAAAAAGUUCAAAACAGAUUGCGUACACAUUAUGGCAUUGGUGUUUGGGGCGACGAUAUUCCUGCUCUGCUAACAGAGUUUGCCGAGUUACGAACUCGGUAUGGCUGUUCUAAACAGCUAUUGGAUAACGUGGCUGCCUGUGGCUAUGAUCGUCCGACAUCUGUACAGAUGGCCAUUAUUCCCGCCAUGCUCGAGCGACGAGAGGUUCUCGCUUGUGCCCCGACAGGUUCGGGCAAAACUGCGUCUUUCUUAAUACCACUCAUACAUUUGCUACGCGAACCAUCGACAGAAGGCUUUCGAGCCAUCAUCGUCUGUCCAACAAGAGAAUUAGCUAAGCAAACCUAUAGUGAAGCCAUGCGAUUGGCAGAGGGCUCCGGCCUUCGUAUCUAUGUGCUUUCAAAGACAUCAAAUGCUCAGAGAAGGUUCUCUUCAAAAAUGUAUGCAAGCUUGGAUAUAAUGGUGACAACUCCCAAUCGGCUGGUAUGGAUCUUACGUGAAACGGACCUAUCACUCGCUCGAAUACAAUAUCUUGUUAUUGACGAGAGCGAUCGACUUUUUGAAACUGGUAAAACGGGUUUUCGGGAUCAACUUGAGAAGAUUUACGCUGCUUGCAUAAGUGGACAGCUUCGAAGGGCAUUUUUCUCAGCUACAGCCAGCAAGGACCUUGAUAGGUGGUGUCGCCUUCAUCUGGAUUCGCCAAUCGCGGUGGCGAUUGGCGCGAAGAACUCUGCCACAAAGCAGGUCGAUCAGAAGCUCGUUUUUGUUGGAAACGAUAACGGCAAGCUCUUUGAGUUGAGGCAGAUCAUCCGGAGCGGUGUGAAACUCCCAGUAUUGGUAUUUACUGAAACGAAAACAGCUGCCCAGCAAUUAUACGAGCAUUUGGCAUUGGAUGGUUUAAGUGUUGAUGUGUUACACGCGGGAAGAACACCUAGUGAUCGAGAUCGUAUUAUCGACAAUUUCCGACUUGGUAAAAUCUGGGUGCUCGUCUGUAGUGAACUUGCGGGCCGUGGAAUUGAUUUCAAAGGUGUUGAAUUAGUUAUAAAUUACGAUUUUCCUCAAACUACAGCAGCGUACAUUCAUCGCGUUGGCCGGACAGGACGAGCAGGUUGCACUGGUCGUGCCCUCACUUUUUUCACCGAAUAUGAUGCACCUAAACUUCGUGAAAUUAUUCAGGUGGUGCGAAAGGCCGGCUGUGAAGUGCCUGAAUAUAUGUUGAAACUUAACACUAAACGAUUGAAAAAUAAGCUCAAGGUUAAGCGUGAGAAACGACAAAAAAUGAAAAAGAAGACGUCCGAGAAGAAUCUCGACGAAAAAUUCGCUGAGAAGAAAAGGCAAAACCGUAAGCUGAAAAGGCUUCAAACCGGCCCCAAGAAAGACCGGGCUUUGGAAUCAUCUACGGAUAACGUGAGUGCCUCAAAUAGAAACUGCGAACAGGGCAAGCCAUCAAAAAAAUCCUUUCAAGAAUGGAAAACAAAAGCAGGUGGUGAAUACAAGUGUACACAGAAGCACCCUGGUCAAAAGCAAGAAAGUCUAUUCCUUGAUAGGAUUGCUCAAUCAAACGAAUAGUAGCAAACCUGUAUAUUUUCAUAAGCAGCGAUAGCGUUUAUUUUGUACAUAUAGUACAUGUAUAAAGCAUAAAUAAAGAUGAAACGUGUC
This is a messenger RNA of Varroa destructor (honeybee mite), 2144 nucleotides long. RefSeq names its product DExD-box helicase 52 (gene ais). Gene Ontology annotation, cellular component: cytosol. Gene Ontology annotation, biological process: maturation of SSU-rRNA. Gene Ontology annotation, molecular function: nucleic acid binding; ATP binding; RNA helicase activity. NCBI's taxonomy places the organism in Eukaryota, Metazoa, Arthropoda, Arachnida, Mesostigmata, Varroidae. The record is from RefSeq and is a predicted model, not a curated record.